AUGGAAAAGACGCCACGUCCUCCGCGGAAACAAAAUUCAAGCUGCGACGGCUGCCGGGCCUCAAGGAUCCGUUGCGAUGCUGUGCACAGGCGAGAAGGAGGAGGAGCCGCUGUUGUUGGCGGCCUUCGCGAUCGCAGAUGCACCAACUGCGCCCGGAAAGAGCGGCCUUGCACUUUCAAGUGGCUUCAGGUCACGAAGCGGCGUCGACGUGCGAGCUCGGCGUUUUCUGUCGACAGCGUUGAGAACGGAGAAGACGCAGUGCAUCCGCCAUUCGAUCACGAGGGGGAUAUACAUAAAGGUGGACGGUCUGUAUUUCUAAGCCGAGAAACAUCAUCCUCAAGAUCCACCGCGUCCUCAAGAGUUGCCCGCGCGUUCAACCUACGUGAGGAUUCGAUCGAAUCCUCCAUGUGGCACAUCUUCUCUUCGGUCUUUGAGACUGCACUCGGCGUAUGGCUCGGCAGUGGCUGCUGUCCAUACCCGGGUCUUCCAGAUGGCUCGAGAACAAUCAUUUCCAGGCUGUUUGUGAGCUUGGACGAAUGGAAAUGCCCGUGCCGGGGUCACGAUGGCCAAGUUGAAACCCGACAUCCAGUCCCAGGACCAGGAAAUGUCUGUGUCAAAGCAGACACGGUGGUCAACCAGGCCUUAAACGUAGCUGUCCACGCAUUCAGUGUCCGGUGGCUCCCUCUGGUUGCUGGAACGAACAUUUCAACCGACAAACUGAAUGACCUGGCCCGCAGGCUUUGGCAAAACGCACGGUCUAAAAUCCUCCUCAUCUUGCAGAGGCGUUGCUACAGAUCGAUAUUGGCACUGUAUAUCUUUGGGAUGACUCCUGUUCCACCGGGCCUCGAGGAUGAGGACCUCUCGCACGGGAAUAUCGGUGAAGUGUGCAUUGACAUUGCGAUGCGGCAGUUACUGAGUGUCCGGGCAAGGCGUAGACAGGUCAAUCGCUCCGAGUCCACCGCUAUGACAACCAAGUCCGCGCUCGUAGGAGCAGGAGCAAGAGCAGGACCAGCAGUCGACCUCUCUGAUACAGUUGACGAGGGCUACCAACUCCGCGAAACCAUCGCAUACUGGGCUGGAUUCGUCUUUGAUACUUCGGCGUCCUUGACCACUGGUCUACCGUCUAUUCUCCACGCAAGCCUCCUUGGCUUCGAACAAGAGGGUACAGUGCAGCUCCUACAAAGAACCGCGCAAGAUUUUCACGACAAGACGGAGCCGUGGCGACUCAACGGCUUCGAGGUGACCAAUCAAUGCGCGAUCUGGAUAGUUCAGUCGGCCAGCGGUUGUAAAGGGUUGUUCUGGAAAGCGGUCGCCUCCCUCCGCGAAGCGUUCAAUUACCGCCACGAGCCGCACCUCGUUGUCCGUGCACAGACGGCCGUUGUCCAAUGCAUGCACAGAUACGACGUCACAUAUGCUCCGCUGCUCGCUGCGUGUAAGCGAGCAUUGCUGUUCCUCGACUUCGAGGCCCAGCUCAACUGGUACCUUCUCGCUCUUCAUUAUCACUUAGGACUGCUGAUCCUGUACGAUACCCUGAAUAUUUUUGACAGGCGAGAUUUGAUAUCAAACUUGAGCAUCUUGCAACGGGCUGCAGUACAAGAGACCAUCAAUAUCAUCUCGCUGGGGAUGCAAUGUAAAUUCUCGCUUCAGACUGUAUUUGGCUCAAUGGUAGGGUCACGUCGCAACGACAUGGUGUGCCUCCUCAGCAUUGACCCCUACCCACACCAUGUGGCCACAGCUUUGAGGCUGGUAUCGGAUUUCUUGAAAAAACACUCUAGCUCUAGUGAGGUUUGCCCGAGCUCUGAAGCCCUCACCCAGAUCCGACAUAUUGCAACCAUGGCGUUUGACCAACUUCCACAAUGCUCCGCCUCUCUCCAGUCUUCUCGAACGAGCGUCUUUGCAGAUCUGAACGACGUCCAACAGCUCCAAGGAUCGCUCGCCCUGGAUACUCACGAGGCACCAAAAAGCAGUAUCGAACAGGCUCAUGUACAACACGACCAAGGCGACGGCGUGCAUGAGUUACGCGAAGAAGAUUUCCAGGCCAUCGACGGGCUUGAUAUCGAAGCAGAGGCAGAGACCGGAACUGAACCCGCGUACCCCGUCACGGACAAUUUGGCGAGGGAUGAAAACUUGACGAGCUCCGUCCUCCUCGAUCAACAAUGGGACUGGACAUCGAGUGACGAGAGUCCAUUGGGCUUUGAAAUCCCCACGGGGGAUAUGUUUCUGACCGAUCACGGCCUGUUCGAAAGGGAGUCUGCGUCGGAGCCUGGCGCGCCGCCGUUAUUCCUGCUCGUGGAGCUGGUCGACUGGUUCUUGGAUGUGACGGGAGAGGAUCUUUUUGAUGAUGAUGAUGAUGACGACGACGAUGAUGAUGUCGAAGAUGAAGUUGAAGAGGUCUGGAAAAGACUGGCUGGUGUAAUGGGUGUUGUGUUCAUGGAGAGCACUGAUUUGCGGGCGAAGAAAGCCGAUGCCAUUGUGUACUAG
Messenger RNA from Fonsecaea pedrosoi CBS 271.37, 2481 nucleotides. RefSeq lists its product as uncharacterized. Lineage: Eukaryota; Fungi; Ascomycota; Eurotiomycetes; Chaetothyriales; Herpotrichiellaceae. Gene Ontology annotation, biological process: regulation of DNA-templated transcription. The record is from RefSeq and is a predicted model, not a curated record. Gene Ontology annotation, molecular function: zinc ion binding; DNA-binding transcription factor activity, RNA polymerase II-specific. The coding region runs from base 1 to 2481 and encodes 826 amino acids. The transcript has 6 exons.